Molecule: messenger RNA, 1716 nt
Organism: Metarhizium brunneum ARSEF 3297
Lineage: Eukaryota; Fungi; Ascomycota; Sordariomycetes; Hypocreales; Clavicipitaceae
Source: RefSeq, a predicted model, not a curated record
AUGGGGAAUUCCAGGCUCGAUUGGCCCCUACCAAACAAUAUAAGAGGCUUGCCACCGAUACAUUAUGGACUACAUCCACCAGUAUCGUUUCGAGAACCAGGAUCAAGAUUGCUCAAUUCUAGCGACUCGACACUUGCUCGCGCAACGCCACGGGCGCCAGGUUCCCAAACCCCACGUUCCAUCGAGUCCGCAACAUCUGUUGACUCUCAAUUCCACACGUCGAAUGUUUCACUAUGGGGAGACGUGCGGCAAGAAGAAGCCAAGCUGCGAUGGGACGCGGAAGAAGAGCUGAAGAGAGUAUCCAAGGAACUCCUUCGGCUUCAAAAAUGGGCGCUGAUCACAGGGCUCGUCGUCUUGAAUUCUGCCCUCAUCACCAUAAGUCUUCUGCUACCACAAGCAGUAUACCUAUUCCUGGCCUUGCUUAGCUGCAACACCAUACUGCAAGCGGGAAUGGUGGUAUGUAUCGUGGCUAAUGUGAUAUGGAUCAAGAUUAUUUGCGGCUGUCGUAAAAAGAAGAACACGGCGCCCGCGACACCAGAAAGAAUGGUUCUUCUGCUCCCUUGUUACAAUGAGACUAAGGAAGAAAUAGCGCGGUCGCUAGAUUCCCUGGUUUCUCAGAAAGGGAUUGAUGAACACGCGCGACUCGUGUUCAUCGUCGUGGACGGAAAUGUACGUGGUCCCGGAAUGGAAAAGACCACGCAGGACUAUUUCCUCGAGGACAUACUCGAGCCAGGGACUUCCAAAUACUUCGAAAACGGGUACCGCGCAAGGGAUGGACUGUUCAUGCCGGUCAAAACCCGAGUAGGUAGAUACAAGGGCAUACCGUUUGUGUUUGUGGGAAAACGAUAUAACCAGGGCAAACGCGACAGCUUGUGCUUUGCCCGCUCCUUCUUGUACCACUUCAAGAAGCGGUCGGUAAACGCUGUGACAAUCUUCAACAAGGAACUGUUUGAGUAUCUCGGCAAUUGCCUGCUAGAAAAUGGCCUGCCCAACGUGGACUACCUGGUCGGCAUGGACGCCGACACCGUCUUUGACGACUUUUGUGUCGUUGAGAUGGUCAAUACCAUUCGCAAGAACCCCAAACUGGUCGGGGUUUGCGGCCACGUUUGCGUCGACUUUGACGGGAACAACUUUGGUCUCUGGUCCCUGUACCAAUCCGUCGAGUACUCCCAGACCCAGGGCUUAAGAAGAAUGUUCCAGUCGAGGAUCACGGGCAAGGUCAACUGCCUCCCUGGGUGCUGUCAACUCAUCAAAGUGGAUGAAGCUACGUUUGGAGACACUGUCCUACGCGAACGCUUCGGAUACUGCCCCAAACCGAAUGAUGUCAUGACGCAGCAAAUCAUGGGCAACUAUUCCGAAGACAGUAUCCAUGCGUCCAUCAUAUUCAGUCUGUUUCCCAAGAAACAAACGGCGCAGGCCCUCCGCUCCAAAGCAUUCACCAUCGUCCCGCAGACGUGGAAGGUGUUUCUAUCGCAGCGAAAGCGCUGGGCGCUAGGAAGCAUCUCAAACGAGUUUGUCAUGAUCUUUCGGCCGGGAAUCAUUCUCGUUGAACGGCUGCAGAGCAUCGUCGCAGUCAUGACGUGGGCCAUUACGCCGUUCAUCAUUUCCGCGGUGGCGCAACUGAUUGCGCUCUUUGCCAAGAAGGGCGCAAAGGUUUUCGAAGAUGAGAUAUUCGUUGGUUUAAUUUCUGUUCUCUGGGUUAGAUAUUCCAUCUAG